This is a messenger RNA of Schistosoma turkestanicum, 1568 nucleotides long. Lineage: Eukaryota; Metazoa; Platyhelminthes; Trematoda; Strigeidida; Schistosomatidae. The record is from the annotation of a GenBank genome assembly.
CUCCGGAGCUUUCAAGUGAGUAAUUAUUUUUAACCAAGCUCUCUAGCGACCAUAGGAGCUCUGCAAAUUGAAACCAUCUUACUUAAGAAUUCCAUUGAUGUUGGGACGUACAGUUAAAUGUAGACAGUUACAGCAUAUAUUUUCAUAGCUGUUUAUGAGAUUGGGUGGUUGACAGCACUACUCCUACUAAGUUGAGGAAAUGUCGCUAUUAAAAUUUCUGCUGCAUCAAAUGAUAUAUGAGACAUUAAAAUUACUAUACUUGAAAUUCAUAUUUUAACCGCCUAAUGGGUAGUGAAGUGCCUAAUUACUCCUUGAAAUUCACUUUGACGGGUCAUACAAAAGCAGUCUCAUCUGUAAAAUUUAGUGAAAAUGGUCAGUGGUUGGCAAGUUCAUCAGCUGACAAAUUAAUCAAAGUGUGGAAUGCCUAUGAUGGAAAAUUCGAAAAAUCUAUCAGCGGUCACAAAUUGGGGAUCUCAGAUGUUUCAUGGUCUUACGACUCAAGAUUUCUGUGUAGUUCUUCCGACGACAAAACUUUAAAAUUAUGGGAUCUAGUUUCUGGAAAGUGUUUAAAAACUCUUAAAGGUCACAGCAAUUAUGUCUUUUGUUGCAAUUUUAAUCCACAAUCAAACCUGAUCGUUUCUGGCUCGUUUGAUGAAAGUGUUAAGUUAUGGGAUGUGAAAACAGGCCGGUGUAUCCGCACGCUUCCUGCCCACUCUGAUCCCGUCACAGCUGUUAAUUUUAACCGUGAUGGUUCACUUAUUGCUUCCAGCAGUUACGAUGGAUUAUGUCGAAUAUGGGAUACCGGUUCUGGCCAGUGUUUAAAAACAUUGAUAGAUGAUGAUAACCCUCCUGUUUCGUUUGUUAAGUUCUCGCCUAAUGGAAAAUACAUUCUAGCUGCUACACUUGAUAGUUGUCUCAAGCUAUGGGAUUAUACUAAAGGUAGAUGCUUAAAAAUCUAUGGAGGACACAAAAAUGAAAAGUAUUGUAUAUUUGCAAAUUUUUCGGUUACUGGGGGCAAAUGGAUUGUCUCAGGAUCUGAAGACAAUUGUAUUUAUUUAUGGAAUUUACAAACAAAAGAAAUUGUACAGAAGCUUUCCGGCCAUAAUGAUGUUGUUCUGUGUACUGCUUGUCAUCCGCAAAUGAACAUGAUCGCUUCAGGAUCAUUAGAGGGUGACAAAACAAUUAAAAUAUGGACUAGCGACAAAUGAUUAAUUUCCCAACUUAUUACGAUUUCGCUUCCUUGUAUACUAUCUUUAUGUCCAAUUCUUUUUGUAUGUAUCUGUUUUCAUGUCACGCAUAUUAUUAUUCAUGUGAACUACAAGUCCCUUGAUUUAUCUUAGGCAAAUUAUUCAUGUUUAACACUAUUAUGAAGAGGAACAAAUUUUUUUCCUUCGUAAAUCGUCCGACCACGAUUGUCUAUUUGAUGGUUUUUCCCAUAUCCUUGUGAAAUGAACUUAUUAAAAAGCUACUCUUUAGUAGUAAAAUACACGUAUGGUUGCUAACUAAUGAAUGGUAGACUGAUUUAGUCAAUUAAAUAAUCUCUCACAAAGCCACAGCUAUAAUCCCAA